Molecule: messenger RNA, 2184 nt
Organism: Vitis riparia (riverbank grape)
Lineage: Eukaryota; Viridiplantae; Streptophyta; Magnoliopsida; Vitales; Vitaceae
Exons: 9
Coding region: 1-2085 (694 amino acids)
Molecular function (GO): protein binding
Source: RefSeq, a predicted model, not a curated record
AUGGCUUCUACAAGUGAUGCAAAAGAUGUGGAGAGGAUGACCAGAGAGUUGAUCAAAGGCAUCACCAACAAUUGGGAAGAUGUGGUAAAGAUAUACGAGCAGGAUCCAAGAGCUCACAAGAUCAAGCUUGGUAAAUCAGGGAACACAGCAUUGCAUAUGGCAAUUGCAAGUAAAAAAGAAGAUAUAGUUGAACAACUGGUUAAACUGAUUAAUGAGAGGAGUGAAAACGCGUUGGAGGUCCUCUCCAUAAAAGGUGGAGGUUGGGAGAAUAAUCCUCUGCAUUUGGCAGCUUCUUUGGGAAGCAUUCCCAUGUGUGAAUGUAUCAUUGGUGAUAAGCAUAAACAACUAUUGGGUACUCGGAACUGUAUUUCUGCAACGCCUAUGUACAUGGCGGUUUACCAUGGUAAGAAAGACGCUUUCCUUUGGCUCUAUAAAAUGUGUGCUGAGAACCCCGCCCAAGCCCUUGUCUACUGCCAUGCCAGUCAUGGUAUAACUGCUCUUCACAUUGCCAUUGCAAAUGGAUACUCGGAUCUGGCAUUUCAAAUCAUCCAUACCCUGGAAGGUCUCAUGGAUUCUGUUAACGAGAGUGGACAGUCCCCUCUUCAUAUACUGGCUCAGACUCCUACUGCAUUUAGAAGUGGCAUUAAUCUCAGCUUCUUCCACAAAAUCAUUUAUAGUUGCAUAUACGUUGAAGAGCUCAUCCCGGAGACUUUCAAAGAGAAAAAGAAGGUGGAGAGUCUUUGCUAUCCAUACAACUAUGAAACAUGUAUCAACUUCUUUCAAGUGCUAUGGAAGAUGAUUAAAUUACUAGUGACUGGCGGAAAAAUUGUAGGAAAAUCAAACAAGCAGUUGGAUGCAGAAAAAAUUGAAGAAGGGCAAGGCCACCAUUCAAGCACUGGAGCUCAAGGCCGUCAAGUUUUCCCCUCAACUACAUAUGACAGAUGCAUGAACUUCUUCGGGCUUAUUCUAUCUAAACUGGUUAACCGCUCAAUAAUGCUGGGAUCAAGGGAGAUAAGGACGCUAAAAGAGAUUAAAGAGACACACAUAUGGUCUGUUCAAAUCAUGAACAAACUACUUGAACAUGCUGUGAAGUCUGAACCUGAAAACGAUGAGACAAGUGAGAUAAACACACAGAUGAGGAGAAAAGCUUUUUACACACCAAUACUAGCAGCAACAGUGAACGGUGUCGUUGAAAUGGUAGAGAAAAUCCUGCAAGAAUUUCCUAUGACCAUUCAUGACUGGGACAGCACACGGAAGAACAUAGUGCUGGUAGCAGUUGAGUCUAGACAAUCCCAUAUAUAUGACUUCUUACUUAGAAGGAGGAGUGAUGUUGUUGAUAAAGACCUUGCAUUUCAUGAGAGGGAUGAGAAAGGAAAUUCCGCAUUGCAUAUAGCCGCAGGGCUACAAAAUUCUCGAGGCUGGUUUAUCCCCACCAGCAUGUUGCAACUGCAGUGGGAAGUCAAAUGGUUUGAGUAUGUGAAGAACACCUUGCCACCAGAUUUCUGUAUCGGUACAAAUAUCUAUCGAAAGACCGCACUGCAGAUCUUUACAGAAACACAUGGACAACUCCUUGACAAAAGCAAAGAAUGGCUCAACAACACAUGCAAUUCUUGCUCUUUCAUCGCAGCUCUUAUAUCAACCGUCGCCUUUGCCUCAUCAGCCACUGUACCAGGCGGGGUCGACCAAGACACUGGCGAGCCAAUUUUCCAACACCAUUUGGCUUUUAGAUUUUUUGCAAUUUCAUCACUGGUUGCACUUUGCUCUUCUUUCAUCUCUUUGCUCUUUUUUUUUGCCAUUCUUACUUCCAAGUACGACUAUAAAGACUUUAGUUACAACUUGCCUUGGAAUAUUAUACUAGGUUUAACCUCUCUCUUUGUAUCCAUGGCGGCCAUGUUAUUAUGUUUCUGCUCUGGGCACUUCUUAAUGCUUGAUGAUCAUUUGAAAUAUCCUGCUAUCCCGGUAUAUGCACUCACCCUCUGGGCAGUCACAUACUUUGCUCUCCAACAGUCCUCAUCAUAUUUUAUUCUUCUGAGGGCCACGUUUAAGAAGGUGCCUCAGCGUAUGUACCCGCAGGAUCCAUUGUAGCAUUUUCUAUUUGAGUUUCCAAGAGGCAAUUAUGCCAAAUUUGUGAUGGCCAGAUCAAAUAUUAGUUGAUGUAAUCUUUCAGCCACUUUGGGUCCUGGA